Messenger RNA from Polistes dominula (European paper wasp), 2357 nucleotides. RefSeq names its product ubiquitin domain-containing protein UBFD1. Lineage: Eukaryota; Metazoa; Arthropoda; Insecta; Hymenoptera; Vespidae. The record is from RefSeq and is a predicted model, not a curated record. Gene Ontology annotation, molecular function: cadherin binding; RNA binding.
AUAUAAUCGUUUAAAUGUUAAGUGAAUUUAAUGUUAUUUAUCAUUUUGUAAACUCUAUUUAAGAAUAAAGUGAAAGUCAUUCCCAAGAACUGUUACAUAAGUUUUGGUAGACCUGAAAUCAUUUUGAUUGGUCAGCAGAAUACAGUCCAUCAUGGAGUAUGUCGGUACUACCAAAAGUGACGAAAAUGACAAAUGUUGUAAUCCAACUGUGUGCCCAGAAAUAGUAGCCAAUUCCAAGUCAGAUGAAAAUGCAUCGGAAAAAACAAAUGUAGUUAGAACGGAUGAAGAAAAUGCUAGUGUACAAAAAGAAGAAGAAGAAGAAGAACAAAAACAACAACAACAACAACAACAUACCGAAGAUGCAGCUGCUGCUACAACAUCGCAAAAUAUAUCAGAAGAAAAAAUAGACUUUAAAGUAAUCUACAACAAACAGAAGAUAAAUGUUAAUUUUGCAUUAGAUGGGACCGUGGCUGAAUUGAAAACGCACCUUCAAAAUAUUAUUUCAGUGCCCCAUGUAAUGCAGAAAGUUAUGUUUAAAGGAUUAGCCAAAGAUGAACAAACGCUUAGAAACUUGGGAGUUACAAAAGGUGCCAAAGUCAUGAUAGUAGGAUCAAAACUAGAUGACAUAUUAGCCGUAUCUAUUCCGUCAAAGCAAGACCUCGCUGAUGAAGCUAGUUCUGCUGCAAGUAAGGAACCUUUAUCGCAACAAAAAGUACACCGUAAAGUUCUAGAUAAAGGUAUGCCGGAUGAUGUCAUGCCUGGUAUUUUAGAUAGUAAGGAACCAUUACCUGAAUUUCCUAUCUCCGGAAUGUUGAAUAAAUCUGGCGGAAAAGUUAGGCUUACAUUUAAAUUGGAACAAGAUCAACUUUGGAUCGGUACAAAAGAAAGAACAGACAAACUACCUAUGAACUCAAUAAAAGGUGUCAUUAGCGAACCAAUAACUGAUCAUCCAGAGUAUCACAUUAUGGGUAUACAAUUAGGCACAACAGAAGCAUCAAGAUAUUGGAUAUACUGGGUUCCAGCACAAUACAUAUCAGCCAUCAAAGAUGCUAUUCUUGGAAAAUGGUGUUAUUUCUGAUCAAGUGCAAAUGGAAAUUUUGUUUUCUCGAAAAACAAUGUGUAAUCGAGUGUAAACAUUGACACAAAUACGAUUGUGCUAGUCACACACUUUUAACAGUAAGUAAUAACUUAUUUUGCGUUGAAAUGUCACUAAGGAGUCCCAAUAAAAAUAAUUUGUUUUAGUAAAGAGUAUCUUAUAUAGAUGAUUAAGAUUUCAGUUAAUAAUUACUGUUAUAUGAUAUGCGUCUCUAUUCAUUCUGCCAAUGUUUCAGGUUCUUAGAAUAAACUUUUAAAAGUGCUUUUAAAUUAAUGUGACACAUGACAUAUUCUGUGAUUAUUGGAACUUCCAUAGCUCAUAAUCUAUUACAAUGUUACACAGUUUAAAGUGCAGUUUCUUUUUCUAGGAAGGGGGGGAGUGAUACUGAAAUUAUUACGAUUGCGUUACGUCAAAUUUAUAAAUUGUCAUAAUUAAAAUGUGAAAAUUACGAAAAGAACAUUGUUUUUAUCUGGACGCUUUAACAGAAAAAAAUUGUAGUUAAACGAAUGAAUCAAUUGGAAAAUUUCAAAUUUUUCUGAUUAUUUAAAUACGGGCUUUUGAAAUGUAGAAUGAAAGUGAACAUUUUGUAAAAUUACAUUUGUAGGAAGAAGCGAAGAAAGAAGUUAUGAUGUUGCAUUUACUGACAUUUGAAGUUCGUCGAGAAAUAUUUCAUCUGAUUAAACAUAAUUGUGGAUAUUUUUUUGAAUCAAUUGUUUACUUAUUCAAAAUCAAUUUAUAAGACACAUUUGAAACAAUUUUACAAUUAAAAAGCAAGUUUUUCUUGUUUGCUUUAUACAUUAACCACAUUUAUAAAUUUUAUUACAUCACAGAGCAUCGUAUGAUAAUAAUUAAUAUAUAAUAUUGCAUCUCUAUUUAUCUCUCUUUCUGCGAUAAAAAUGAAAACUUACUGCUUUGUGAUAAUAAGCAAGAUAAUAAUAAAAACUCAAUAUUAAUGUACACUAACAUAAAAUAACAACGAAUUCCACUCUACCUUAAAUUACAAAAUAUACUCGAACUAUUUUCACAUUGGCCUAGGGAUAAAAAAAAAUGAUAUUGUAAAGAUGAAGAAAAAGAAAAAAAAAAAAAAGAAGAUGAAAUUAUAUAUCAAAUCCUUGCUGUCUUGAAAUCCAUACGGAUUGCAUCUCGACGAGCACAAAUAAAAGAUAUUAUGUAGCUUAUUUAGUAUUAUAACUCUUGUAAAUUAGGUUUUAUACCGUGUAAUAUGUGUAAUUUAAAUGGAAGUACUGACACGAUUAAAAAA